Homarus americanus (American lobster) is the source of this 2332-nucleotide messenger RNA. RefSeq names its product MARCO-like protein. Lineage: Eukaryota; Metazoa; Arthropoda; Malacostraca; Decapoda; Nephropidae. Gene Ontology annotation, molecular function: serine-type endopeptidase inhibitor activity. The transcript is spliced from 3 exons. The record is from RefSeq and is a predicted model, not a curated record. Bases 127 to 1266 code for a protein of 379 amino acids.
CCAAUCUCCAGUUUAUAUUGCGGGCACCACGGCAGUGUUGUUAGUCUGUGUGCGAGAGUUAACACACACACGUACCGUCACAUCUAUACGCCUCCUCCAGUUCUCCGUCCUUGUCUUUGAACAACUAUGAAUGUGAAAACCAGGAGCGGUGUGUUUCUGCUGACAGUGUUGCUGGGACUGGCAGAGAUGCAGACAAUAAACCGGGCAGUAACGAGGAUUGUCCACUACAAUAGGCAAGACAUGCCUUACUUAAUAAGUUUUUGGCCGUGGCCAAGCGUACCUCGGGUAAUGCCAGCUCGUCCCCAACAUGAAAAACAGAGGAGUGGAAUAAUCAACCAGCAAGAUUCUGAAGAAUCAGCAAAUGGUCGUGAGGAUUACUUUGGCCAACCACAAAAUUCUCAACAAGUCAUGUUUGACCGUCAGAGUCAGCUUGGUCAACCACAAAACUCUCAACAACAAGCCACAAAUACUCGUGAGACUCAGUUUGGUCAGCCACAAAAUUCUCAACAAGUCAUGUUUGACCGUCAGAGUCAGCUUGGUCAACCACAAAACUCUAAACAACAAGCCACAAAUACUCGUGAGACUCAGUUUGGUCAGCCACAAAAUUCUCAACAAGUCAUGUUUGACCGUCAGAGUCAGCUUGGUCAACCACAAAACUCUCAACAACAACCCAUGUUUGACCGCCAGAGUCAGCUUGGUCAACCACAAAACUCUCAACAACAACCCAUGUUUGACCGCCAGAGUCAGCUUGGUCAACCACAAGACUCUCAACAACAACCCAUGUUUGACCACCAGAGUCAACAUGGUCAACCACAAGACUCUCAACAUGCAGGAACUUUUGUUACAGCCACCAAUACUGGACAAGGUGCUUCAGGUAUGGGUGGAAGUUCUUCGCUGGCAGGAUUCUCCGGGCAGGAGAAUCGUCAUCAUUUGUGUGCCAAGGAGCCCUCCCCUGGAGAAUGCCGAGGAGCCUUUCCCAGGUUCUUCUACAACUUGGAGACGAACCAGUGUGAUUGUUUCGUGUACGGCGGGUGUGAGCCAGAUGAUGGACAGCCGCAACUCGUCUUCAAAAAUCUGGAAGAGUGUCAGCACACCUGUAAGCCCAGCAACUUGCAGAAAGGACCAACCUGCGAUAUUGUGUUUAGAAAAGAGGAAUCAUUUAGGCUCUUCACUUCUGCAGCCACCACCACCAGUAGGCCGAGACCCAACCUGGACCUCAGUCACUUUAACGAUGAUUCACUUCUAGGGCUAUUCGCAAACAUUUGAACACUCUAUGUUAAGAUUCGUUUCCUAACAGUUUCCCUUAUUAUAAAGGACCACCAGACAUAAAUGUAAAUAAAGGAACACUUUCCUUCAUUUUCCAGUCAUUCGGUCAUUCUCGCUCUUGUAAAGGGUGUGUUAUAUGGCACUUCCCUACACACAGGGCAGGACUCACCCUAAUACGGAAAUCACUCGAUGUCAUGUUAUCUCUUAAUAAAUACACACACACACUUGACCACCAUAGGGUAAGGACAUGUCUGUCAAUGCUCUUGUAGCUGCCUCGGGUUAGGCUGUUAACCCAUUUCCCACCUCCGUCACCUCAACUUCAGUCGACUGGCACAUACUUAGGACUUUUCCACCAAGAAACCAGUGUAAGGAUUUGAUCAACACAUGCCUAUACUGAAGUGUCACGCAAUAAUACGCAUCUGGAAGUAUCUGCCAUCUAGUAACGUUGCUAAAACCUCAAUAGAUGGCGCCACUGUUCGACUGCACAUUUUAUGCUGUGCUUAGGGCAGCUGCUUUCUAUCUUUUGUACACAGUCUUUGGGGGCAUCAAGAUUCCGAGGGUUGCUACUAAUAUCGACUUUCACACCUACGCGCGAGGUCCCACAACAUCAUGUGAAAAGUUUUGCCAACACCAUGAGUUGUACUGUGAAAAGAGAUAUUGGAUUUCUGGAAGACAGUGUUAUAAUAUUAUUAAAUUAAUCUAUCACGGCACUCAGUACUCAGCUCCCUCUCAUCAUCAUCAUAUCUCCAUAUAUCAGUUUGGGACAGAGGUGUUGUACCGUCUUCGCUAAUACUACCAGCCACCUCAGAACAGAUCUUCGUCCAGGUACUGCUGUUGGGACACCACAGCGGUAUCAGGACUACAGGACCAGAGCCUUUCUAACCACCGUGGAAACCAUCAGAUUCAUACUUGUACUGUAUGUUCACCUCAUGUUUUUCACCUUUGUAUUCAAAGCUUUUGUUCAGACCCCCAGUGUCACCUUAUGUAAUUUAUAUCAUCUCUGUUCAUUGUAUGUUGUUAGCCUUAGGGCUGUUGUAUUCUGCCAAUAAACCGCUAAUUAUUAUAA